AUGGAGACAGAUGAACAGCUGUACCCCAUUGCUAUUCUUAUUGAUGAGCUCAAGUCUGACGAUGUGACGCUCCGUCUGAAUUCGAUCCAUCGCAUCUCGACCAUCGCGCUUGCGCUUGGCCCUGAGCGAUCGCGAAAAGAACUCAUCCCGUUUUUGCACGAAUCACUGGAUGACGAGGACGAAGUGCUUUUAGCGCUUGCUGAAGAGCUCGACUCGUCCUUUGUCGAGUACAUUGGCGGUGCACAAUACGCACAGCUGCUCCUCGGCCCGCUCGAAAAUUUGGCCACCGUCGAGGAGACGGUCGUGCGCGAAAAAGCGUGCGAGUCGAUGAACAAGAUUGGUGAGAUUAUGAACGAGAAACAGGUCCAGGAAUUUUAUCUCCCACUGCUCAAGCGGCUUGCGAACGGCGACUGGUUUACCUCGAGGUCCAGCGCCGCCGCAUUGUUUGCGUCUGUCUACCCUAAAGUGUCCACAUCGAUGCGUGCAGAGGUGAACAACCUGUUUGCGGAGUUGUGUCAAGACGAUACGCCCAUGGUGCGGCGUUCAUGUGCGCGUGAUAUGAGCGGUCUCACAAAACAAAUGUCCAAGGAGGUGGUCGCCAACGACAUCCUUCCUCUUUACCGCCGGCUUUCUUCUGACGAGCAGGACUCGGUGCGCCUGCUGACUGUGCAAGACCUGGUCACAAUCGCGGAGAUAUUUGGCAGUGUGGAGACGCAGCAGCUCUUGCUUCCUUCGAUCCGUAGCGCGUUCCAGGAUAAGAGCUGGCGUGUGCGGUACAUGGCCGCAGACAACUUUGUCAAAUUGGCUGCCACUGUGCCGGAGGGUGUGCUGCAAGAAGACUUUGUGCCUGGGUAUAUUAAUCUCAUGCGCGAUGCCGAAGCAGAAGUGCGCACUGCCGCUGCGGCGCAGACCCCUGGCUUUAGCAACUUGCUGGAUCAGGCGACAAUCUUGGAGCGCAUUCUACCGGUUGUGAAGGAGCUGACUGACGAUCCCUCGCAGCAUGUGCGUGGCGCGCUUGCUGCGCAGAUCAGUGCACUUGCACCGUUGCUCGGGAAAGAGGCCACUAAAGAGCACUUGCUACCUCUUUUUCUACAGCUGCUCAAGGACGAGUACCCCGAUGUGCGACUGAAUAUCAUUUCGCGCUUGGAGCAGGUCAAUGCAGUGAUUGGAAUCGAUCUCCUCUCGCAGUCGCUCCUGCCGGCAAUUAUGGAGUUGGCCGAGGACAAGCAGUGGCGUGUGCGUCAGGCGAUGAUUGAAAACAUUCCGUUGCUUGCGCAUCAGCUUGGCGUGCAAUUCUUCGACGAGCAACUCAGCAACCUGUGCAUGAGCUGGCUCGGGGACACGGUGUUCAGUAUUCGGGAAGCAGCCACGGUGAAUCUUAAGAAGCUCACCGAAGUAUUCGGCGUGGAAUGGGCGCUUCAGUCAAUCAUCCCGAAAGUGUUGCAGAUGGGCAGUCAUCCAAACUACUUGUACCGCAUGACGACCAUCUUUGCAGUGACAACCAUGUCGCCUUCCUUGGAUACAGAUACAAUUAUGAACAGCGUCAUGUCUACAUUGUUGCCCAUGGUGCAAGACCCAAUCCCCAAUAUCCGUUUCAAUGUUGCCAAAGCAUUUGAGACGCUUUCUCAGGAGCUAGCGUCUUCGCCCGAAGGUGUGCGCAAUGUCCAAGAAAAGAUUAAGCCUGCGCUCCAGGUGCUGAGUGAAGAUCGGGAUGCCGACGUGCGAUUCUACGCGCAGCGUGCUUUGCAGACGGCUUCCAUGGUAUAG
Malassezia vespertilionis is the source of this 1767-nucleotide messenger RNA. It is a transcript of the gene paa1, whose product is annotated as protein phosphatase regulatory subunit Paa1. Gene Ontology annotation, cellular component: cytoplasm; protein phosphatase type 2A complex. Bases 1 to 1767 code for a protein of 588 amino acids. Gene Ontology annotation, biological process: protein dephosphorylation. The transcript has a single exon. Lineage: Eukaryota; Fungi; Basidiomycota; Malasseziomycetes; Malasseziales; Malasseziaceae. The record is from RefSeq and is a predicted model, not a curated record. Gene Ontology annotation, molecular function: protein binding; protein phosphatase regulator activity.